GUUCCUUCAAAUCUUUACUAGAAGACUAAACAUUGUUGAAGUGAGUAAUUAACUCAUAGCAGAGUAUGAGUGUGAUCAACUGCCUUUUCCUUUUUUACCUGAAGAUUUCUUUUUGCUAAAUUUCUGUGUCUCUCUAAUCAUUUUAAAAUUUAUGAUCACAUAAUCCCUAUAUUAUUCAAUUGAAAGAGAAAACUAUGUUUCUCUAAAUCUUCUAGCUUGGAGUACGAGGAGAAUCUCAUGUUCAUUGAUGGAGCUACACUUGCAAUCCUGUGCUCGAGUGCUCAAUACCGUCAACAGCAACCAAUAUCUUCCAAAUGGGAAGCAACUCCAUCUCGUUUUCCUCAAAAGGGGUGUCCUUAACUCUGCUCUAACAAUAGCCAAUCGCCUUCUCCAAAUGUACACAAGGUGUGGACAAAUGGCCGAUGCAGAGUUACUGUUCGAUGAAAUGUCUCAGAGAAACUGCUUCACUUGGAAUACCAUGAUUGAAGGGUAUAUGAAAUGGGGAAAGAUAAACAACUCUUUGGACUUGUUUCGUUUAAUGCCUUCCAAGAAUGAAUUUUCUUGGAAUGUGGUUAUUCUUGGCCUUGUUAAAGCGGAGGAGUUGGGUGUUGCUAGAAGACUUCUGCGUGAAAUGCCACGGAAGAAUGAAGUAGUUUGGAAUGGACUUAUUCAUGGGUAUGCGAAAAUGGGAUUCCCUGGAGUGGCUUUAUGCUUGUUUAAGGAGUUUAUAUACUGGGAUUUUCAUGAGACGGGUGGUGCAUCACAUAUAGAUUCAUUUGUUUUGGCAACUGCAUUAGGAGCUUGUGCUGACACAAGAGCUGUUGAUUUGGGGAAGCAAAUUCAUGCUCGUGUUAUAGUCGAUGAAGUUGAAGUUGAUUCUGUGUUGGCAAGUUCUUUAGUUAAUAUGUAUGGAAAGGGUGGUGAUUUGGAUAGCGCGAGCUAUAUGUUGAAUAGAAUGAAGAACCCUGAUAACUUUUCCUUGUCAGCACUAAUUUCAGCAUAUUCAAACUGUGAUAGAAUGGAUGAUGCUAGAAAGAUAUUCAACCGGAUAACUGAUCCUUGUAUUGUAUUGUGGAAUUCCAUGAUAGCAGGGUAUGUGGGAUGUGAUAAAGUAUCAGAAGCAUUGUUGCUUUUUGAAGAGAUGCACAGAGAGGGAGUUAUAGGGGAUUCCUCUACAUUAGCUAGUGUAUUGAAUGCCUGUGCUAGUGCACAUGCCCUUAAAAAUUGUUUACAAGUGCAUGCUUAUGGUUCAAAGCUUGGACUGUUGGAUGACCUUAUCGUUGCUAGUGCGCUCAUUGACACAUAUGCUAAAUGUGGAUGUCCUGAUGAAGCUGCUGAAGUUUUUAAUGAACUCAAAAUACAUGAUACCGUCUUGCUAAAUUCUAUGAUUACCAUUUAUUUUAAUUGCAACAGAAUUGAAGAUGCAAGACAGUUAUUUGAGUCAAUGCCCUAUAAGAGCUUAAUAUCUUGGAAUUCUAUGAUAAUUGGUCUUAACCAAUAUGGUUGUCCAGUUGAAGCACUGGCUCUUUUCUACAGGAUGAAUAGGAUGGAUUUUAGGAUGGACAAAUUUAGCUUUUCAAGUGUGAUCAGUGCCUGUGCAAGCAUUGCUUCAGUUGAACUUGGUGAACAGAUUUUUGCAAGAGCUGUUAUCAUCGGCAUUGAUUGUGAUCAAAUAAUUUCUACCUCCUUAAUUGAUUUCUACUGCAAGUGUGGUUUUGUUACUGAUGCCAGGAAGCUCUUUGACCAAAUGAUGAAAUCCGAUGAGGUUUCGUGGAAUUCUAUGUUGAUGGGUUAUGCUACAAAUGGAUACGGAAAUGAAGCAUUGAAUCUAUUCCACGAAAUGAGAAGUGCGGGUGUUUCGCCAACCAAUAUCACAUUUAUUGGCGUAUUGUCUGCCUGUGAUCAUUGUGGUCUACUAGAAGAGGGAAAAAAGUGGUUUUAUUCAAUGAAUUACGAUUACCACAUUGAUCCAGGGAUUGAACAUUACUCCUGUAUGGUAGAUCUUUAUGCACGAGCAGGAUGUCUUGAAGAAGCUGUGAACCUCAUCGAAAAGAUGCCAUUUGAGGCAGAUUCAAGCAUGUGGUUAUCCAUUUUGAGAGGAUGUGUAGCUCAUGGUAACAAGAUACUAGGACAGCUUGUGGCCCAACGCAUUAUAGAGCUUGAUCCUGAGAAUUCAGGUGCUUUUGUGCAGUUAUCAAACAUAUUUGCUACUUCUGAGGACUGGGAAAGAUCUGCUUUGGUCCGGAGGCUGAUGAUAGAAAAGAAAAUCCAUAAGAGUUCUGGUCGAAGCUGGAGUGAUAUGUAAGAAAAAGUGCAGUAAAGGUCUCAGGAUAAUUAUUACAGCAGUGGGAGAAGAGGUUGGUAUGGUGACCGAGGUUCACCGGGAUGAGAGGGGCCUGGUCUUACCUCCUAUAGUAGCAACAACUCAAGUAAUUAUUCUUCCUGUGCCCUUCAGAGGAUGCUGACACUCAAGGGAGCUUUGAUGAAUGUUCUGCCACGGCUAAAAACUUGAAUGAAUCAGGUACGAGCUGUUCAACACUACAGUGCAGCCAAAACAGAUAUUCCAUGGCUAAAGCGAGAUGCUUGUCUUCAGGUUGUAAGAACCUGGGAUGAAUUUGCCAAAGCGCUGAACCAAAAGAUAUUGGUCUUGUCUCCUUGGUGGAUUAUGAGGAUAAAAAAUGCAUCCUUCGACUGCAUUCCUGAGUUGGUUAGGACUGCAUCUAAAGCAUCCUUCGACUGUGUUCCUGAGUUGUUGACCAACUACUUGAGUAUUAUCAUAAGAGCUACCAGUGAAAUCUCCUCUUGAGUUCGGCUGUAUGAGGAAAAAAUCCUAACAUCUAAACAAAAUGGAAUGAAAUGAGAUGUGCAGUAUCCCUACAUGAGUAGAUUUUGACUUCAUCAAUUUAGAGUAUUUUGUAGUUUGUAGAUCAUUAUCAAGUAAAAAUUAAGAAUAGAAGAAAAGAAUAUAGUCUAGUAGGGGAGUAAUAUAUAAAAGAGUCCAAAAUCGUGAGUGCCCAUACAUAUAAUUUGUAACAUAUACAAUUAUAUUCUCUCAUUUAUGUUAUCUUUGAAAAUUCCUUAUAUAAUGAAUGUAGUCACAUCCCUUUUACGGUGUCCGUGCAUGUAAAUUAUACAAAUAACUUACACCCAAAGGCAUCCAAUGAACUUCUAUGUUUCUAUCCAUGGGGCUUUUUAAUAUUCUAUUUUAUGUUUAGUCACUUUAUUUUUUAAGUUUUGAUGUACAGACUUGUAGUAUCUCUAGGUUCUUGCGUUUAGAGCUAGCUAUAUUUAAAUCAAAUUCUGAUGUCAAUAUAAGAAUUUAUUAAUGUCCAAUGCAGUUAACUAAGGUUAAUUAUUAGGUAAUCACACUGAAAAAUGUGAGAGGCACUUCGUAAAAGGUAGAAAAGUUGGAAGGCACAUAUUAAUUAUAUGACUUGAUUUUGUCAUUUUCUGUAUUAAGUUGGCUCUAAUGGGCAAACACCAAGUUCUCUUUUGGAAUAAAUAAGUAUCCGUAUAAAAAAUUAUAGUACUAGAUAGUAUCUUUAAAGUUCUUAUGAAACUUCAGGGUGGAGAUGAGUGCUUUUGGACUUUCAUGUUUGUAUCAUUCCCUAGGUAAUUUUGAUUGCCUUUUGGGCGGUCUUUCAACAACUUUGUCCACCAAUAAUUCAAUCUUUGGUUCCUCUUUUUACUUAUGUUAAAUAUAAAUGGUAAUAUUAUCUCUGAUUCAUAUUUUGUCUUCUAAGUUUUUGUGUACGUCUUUUAGAAAGAUAUUUUUCAAUCUUAAUCAUACGAUUAUUUGUUUAUACUGUCAUAGACGUCUCACUUAAUGAACACUCUACUAAUUGGAGCAGUAAGGAUGAAUUUGAGAAAAAGUAAUGCUCUAAUUUAUUUUUUUUAAAAGUCAAAUAUUUGAAACAAAUUCAGUUUGUCAAAAUGAAUCAUGCUUAGAACUAGUUCAUGUCCUUGAGACAGUAGAACUCCAACAGUGAUUUGCAACUAGGGCAAUAGAAAAGUAAUAUCAUAUCUUAGAGCCCACUGCCCAAUAAAUCAACUUUGAGAGGAUCCCAGAUCAUAACCUGUAAAAGACCCUUUAGAAAAAAGCAUGACAUAAUUAAAAUAAAGUACUUAAGAUAAUAAACAAUCAUAACCACCAAGGGAAUUUUUGUCUACUUCCUAACAUGCCAACCUGUACAUAUUUACAUUACCACUCACUCAAUUCAUAUAAAUUGUCAAACCUUUUGCUCACCUUUAAUCAUAGCCCCUCUUAGAUCAAUCUCUCCCUUUUUAUCUUUUUUCUCUCCACACUCAUUAUUGUUCAAAAAAAGAGAGAUAAAGAGCCUAUGUGCUAUUGAUUUCUUCAUCAUUAGCAAGAGAAAAAGAAUUGAAGUAAACUGAAUUUUAGUUCUGAGAUAAUGGCCAGCAGCUUUUGCUUUCUUGUUGUAGCAACACUCAUUAUGUGCAUAUUCAUGGCCACAACACCUUUAGUAGUGUCACUGAAUGUGGAGAGGAAGUUAAUAUCAGCAACCCCAGUAGAGUUUCUUGCAAAUCCUCCGGUGCCAGUGGCAUCUCCAUUCUCCGAGAUUUCUCCAGAUAUUGCACCUCUCUUCCCUUCUUCUGGUGGUGUGGUGCCUCCUGUUUCUUCUGUGCCAACUAUUCCUUCUAAUCCUAGUAAAAAUCCAGAUGAUGUGAUGUACCCUAUUGACCCUGAUUCUGCUGCUCUUGGACCUUCUGCUUUUUCACCUGUUUCCUCUGCUGUUUGUUGUGUUUCUCUUGCAACAUAUCUGAACAUUUCAGUACUGCUUCUAGUAAUCGGCUUAUUUUAUUCGAGUUAGACAUUUGAUAUCCGAAAUUCACUGAUUCAAUUGGAGGUUCAUUAUGGGGUAUUAGCGCUUAGAUGAGAAGUUUGUAUAAUAUCAUCAACUGCGUUGUUCAGCACUAUAACACGCAGUUUCAAUCUUGUAUAAGUUGAUUCACUCUGAAAUUCACUUCUUUUACUAGGGAUAAAUGAUAGUAUAAGUUCUUUUAUUGUCCAAUGGUAUUUGUUUCGAUUGUUGUUGGAAAUUAGAGACGACGGAGCUAGAGUUCUAGCUAGGGAUUCUGCAGUUUUGGCAAAUCAUUAUGUUUGUAUUAAGAAAUGAUAUAUAUAAAUUUACUUCCUCCGAUUCAUAUUA
This is a messenger RNA of Solanum dulcamara, 5171 nucleotides long. Its product is annotated as putative pentatricopeptide repeat-containing protein At1g77010, mitochondrial. The coding region runs from base 248 to 2305 and encodes 685 amino acids. Gene Ontology annotation, molecular function: RNA binding; protein binding. Gene Ontology annotation, biological process: RNA modification. The transcript is spliced from 5 exons. Lineage: Eukaryota; Viridiplantae; Streptophyta; Magnoliopsida; Solanales; Solanaceae. The record is from RefSeq and is a predicted model, not a curated record.